Python bivittatus (Burmese python) is the source of this 1131-nucleotide messenger RNA. It is a transcript of the gene SPATA4, whose product is annotated as spermatogenesis associated 4. Lineage: Eukaryota; Metazoa; Chordata; Lepidosauria; Squamata; Pythonidae. The record is from RefSeq and is a predicted model, not a curated record. Gene Ontology annotation, molecular function: microtubule binding. Gene Ontology annotation, biological process: regulation of cytoskeleton organization. Gene Ontology annotation, cellular component: axoneme.
AACUUAGAAGAAUUCUCUUGUAUUCAUGUCAUACUACACAAGUUCAAGGCGUACUGGAUUGCCCCGGACUGUAUUGCGAUGGCUGCAGAGCCUUGACCUCACUUUCUCACCAAUGCACUUCCGUAGGGAUUUUUCAAAUGGUUACCUUAUUGCUGAAAUAUUCUCUUGGUACUACCCAGAAGACAUUCAAAUGCAUUCCUUUGUAAAUGGAACCUCCCUAAGUGUCAAACUCAGUAACUGGUCACUGCUCGGAAAGUUUUUUACAAAAAGAAACUUGAAGCCUACACGAGAGCUAAUUGAUGGGACAAUUCAUUGUAAACCAGGAGCUGCAGAAAUAUUUCUCCAAGAUAUUUACACAAUGCUGACAAACAGACGUAUAAAACAAAUUCAAGAUGAAGAGAUUGAUUUUACAGAUCGUAUUUACCAGGAUAAGUUACCACUGGUUGCUAGAUCAACUGCUUCAAAGGCUAUUAAAAACAAUCUCAAUUUGACAGAAUUAAUGGUAGAGCCUAAUAUUUACAAAAACAAACAGAAAAUAAAUGCCAUCAUUGAUAUACAUAUGCAGCGAAGAUUAAUGGAGAGGGAACAAAAUCCAGCACGGUUUGGUAUUAAACCAACGCUGGGAGAACUUGCCAUUCGUCGCCCUUCUGUUUUGGCCUAUUCGUUGAGUACAACUAAUCUUCACAAGGAAAAAUCUGUUCCUGUGCCAAAUAAUGUAGCAUCCACAGAAAUCAGAGGCAAAAUGGGUGUGCAUUUCAAAACUAUUCAAGUGAAACAAGCUGAGAGAUUCCCAUUUGAUGUGAACAUAACUACUGAAGCCUCAGGCACACAUUUUAAAGGACUAUAGAGAAGAAAUUCAGGAACACAAAAGAAGAUUUAUAAUCACAUUUGAAUACUACAUUGAGGAAUACGAACCUUAUAGGUAAAGCCAGUAAAGAAUUAAUUCUGAUAUCAAAGACAUGUUACUAACUUGGUAUUUGUUCGGGCAUAAGAAACUGCAUUAAAACCAGAUCAUUUUAUCCAUUUUGUUACUGGAACUUUACAUCUUUGUCAUGCUGUAAUGCAGAUAUUUUAUUAUACUAGCAAUGCACAGCCCUGAACUCUUAGACAAUGUAAUUUUAAUAAAAUGGA